CGAUGCGUCAAAUUCAGUUUGUGUUAGUGCCGUUACCUCGGGUUCAACGAAUUAACGUUUCUUUAAUUGUAUCCACAUAAAAACGAAAAAUCGUGUAAACUUUUUUUUUUUAAAUACAUGUUAAAACAAUAUUGAUUAAUCCACGAAGCAAAGCGUAGUGUAUACUUCAAUAUUAUCAAAUAUCACGCAAAAAGGUAGUCGAUUUUGCCGUACAAUGCACAAGGAUGUGUUUAAUAUUGAAGCAUUUUUGUAGACAGAAGGAGAAUCAGAACUUAAUUAGAGCGAUGCAAUGAUACAUAUUCGUUAGUUAUUACGUGAAAAGUAGGCGAUAGUUAAUGCAUCCUGAUUGUAACAAUGGCUUAUCACGAUUCUUCGCUUUUAUCGUAAUCAUACAUAAAGAUUGGGAGGGGAAAAGAAGCCUUCCCCCUCUUCGUGCCUUUACCUUACCGGCGGUCAAGUACACGGUAAGCAAGGUGAAGGCGGACAGGGGGGCAGGUGAGUGGCCCAUCGCACAGUGUUACGCUAUAGGAUUGCAAGAUAUUCAGUUUUGCUAUGAUCGUCGACUGGUAGACAAGCCAGAAGACUGGCUCCGCGAAGACAGUCUCGAGGAAAGUUCGGUGGCCUCACGAUUAUCGCGGAAAACGCUCGUUUUCUUCUCGCUUUAUCUUUUCUCACGUCGUAGCUGAUAAACGCGCCAUGGAAUUUCGCACCUUUGUCAUGAUACUCUUGUGUGCGUCGUCUUAUGCCGAGGAUUACGAGAAACUCAGAAACAACAAUAACAAACCGAUCGUCAAUGAUAAUGAAUCUGCGGGAAGAGACGAGCCUCCCGAGGGUUACUACGCGUUCGUCGAAUCGCCGAACGCGGAACCACCCCGAGUUCGACCGCCGCCGUACAUCGACAGCGAUAAAGAGUGUUAUGAUAGCGGUAAGCAGGGAAAGGGAUUCGUCUCGAUACAUAAUAUCUGCGGCGACUUGAACAAAGGUUAUAUUCCGCGGAAUCCAAUGAAACAAUACGUAAAUGGUUCGUCAUAUCCCUUCGCGUUGAUAAAGAAUCAUACCCUCAAGUUUCUCAGCAAAGCGUUACCGAUUCUCAAGGCCGACGACUCGUUGCCGAAGGUUGCCAAAGUGCAUCAGUUAUCGCAGAAUUCCGUCGAUACAGACGAGGAGGAGAAACGCGGCAGAAGCAGAAGAUCCAGCCCGACAGAUUCGACUGUGGCUGGGGAUUCCAGCCGAAACGGGCGCAAGUUUUGUGAGAACGGCGGAGGAGUGGUAUGCAUGUUGUACAAGGCGAUUCAAGGCGAGCCGAUCGCGCCGUCAGCCUCGGUCAUCGAACGCCGGGAUGAGCCGUCCCCAUCCGAGUAUCGACGUGGUGAACGCGUACCUUCGCAGGAGAAAACGGAAUACACGGGCCCACCGACACCGUGCCCGGCUAAGGUCGAAUAUGCCACCCCAGUUUUCGCCAAGAAUUAUCAAGGUGUCUGGAGAUACGUGGUGCAGAUACCAUACGAGGGUUACUUCACGCAGACGAUCGAGCUCACCAGAUGCAUGCAAUCGAGAUGUCAUUACUUGGACGGGGGAUGCUUGUCGUCGCCGAGAUGGACAAGUUUGUUGGUUGCCGAGAUCUUUUAUCCGGAGACGUUCAUAGAAGACAAUCAAGGUUCCAGCCCUGGAACCUCACCUGGGACACGAGAGCCUGUCGCCGGAUCGCCGCCACCAGUCCAUGAUUUUCAAAAUUAUCAGCAAUACCUGCAGAAACGCGCGAGUACUGGGGAGGCGCGUAACAACGGUAGCGUUCAGCAACAUCACUGCGACGGUGUCGACGAAAUGGGUUGCUUCCAGGUACGGCUAUAUUACGAUUGGUUUUUGGUGCCGGGGAGCUGCAAAUGCUGGCGGCCGGAUUACUUCAAUCGAUACGUUCGUCGCAGCGGUUCCAAUGUCGAAUUAUGACGAGGUUCGUGAGGACACUUUCAACUCCCCUCCGAGAAAGCCUUUAGGCCGCGUAAUUGCAUCGAUUGUAACCACACGCGCUGACGAAGCUGACAGCGACUCAGCUGAAUCGCUCGAUACAUCGCGCGCAACCAAACGUUGCCACGUGUUUACACUUAUACGAGAUACUAUUUAUUCAAAGCGCCACAUGUGCACACUGUGUCAACAUAAUUAUUUGAUUUUCAUUAGUUUGUAAAGGCGAUAAUUUCGUAGGCUGUAACGUUAAGACGAUCAAACGUGUUUGACUAUAUUGAUAGACUGCCAGCAUCCACGACUUGCUAUUACAUCUACGUCAAAGAAGGAAGGUCUGUAUGUAUGUUAGGAAAGAUAUAAAGAGACAUCACAAUCGAUAUUCCCCACAGGGAGGGAAACAUCUCUAUUACAUUUGUAUUAAAAAAAAAAAGGAACAUGAAGAUCAUACGUGUUGCGAAGCUUUUCUCGGCUCUGUAUGUUAACGUACGUAAUGUAUGUUUCUCGAAGCUGGAUUCACGAGAAAACACAUAUA
Harpegnathos saltator (Jerdon's jumping ant) is the source of this 2491-nucleotide messenger RNA. RefSeq names its product Spaetzle domain-containing protein 6 (gene spz6). The record is from RefSeq and is a predicted model, not a curated record. Gene Ontology annotation, biological process: innate immune response; central nervous system formation. NCBI's taxonomy places the organism in Eukaryota, Metazoa, Arthropoda, Insecta, Hymenoptera, Formicidae. The transcript has 8 exons. Bases 697 to 1947 code for a protein of 416 amino acids. Gene Ontology annotation, cellular component: extracellular region. Gene Ontology annotation, molecular function: growth factor activity; Toll binding.